AUGUUGACGCCGGUCAAGGCGACCUGGGCCUUUUGCGUGCGCAACUGGCUCAUUUUCGGGUUUGGCCUGGGGUGUCUUCUGGGCUACCUGUUUCCUCAUGUUGCUGCUCGUGGCGGCAUAAUACGCUCUGAGUAUUCAGUACUCUACGCCGGCAUCGGCCUCAUCUUCUUCAUCAACGGCAUGCAACUGUCUCCGGAGAAGUUGAGGGAGCAUGUGACGAAUUGGCGGCUGCAUAUAGUGGUGCAAGGCAUCAACAUGGCUCUCAUUCCCCUAAUCCAACUUGCGAUUAUACAUAUAAUAAUCGCCGCAGGCGCUGUGAGGAACGGCACCAUAGACGCAAGCAUCAUCGUGGGCAUGGUCGUUGCUGGGUGUAUCCCUACCACCAUUGCUUCAAAUGUCGUGAUGACGAGAAACUCUGGUGGCGACGAGGCUGCUGCAAUCAUAGAAGUGGUUAUAGGCAAUGUUCUCGGGUCGAUCCUCAGCCCCUGGCUCAUUUACGGCUUCAUCCCCACGGAGCCAGAAUUUGCUUCGUAUCAGCCAGCACCACCAAACAACCUUGGCCCCAUGUACAAGGCAGUUAUGAUGCAGCUGGGACUGGCUGUUCUCCUUCCUCUCGUCGCAGGUCAGGUUCUUCGGUGGCUCUGGCCUCGAAAGGUCCUGUGGGUGUUAAGCACAUUCUAUUUGGCACAGUUUUGCUCGGUGCUGCUGAUUAUGGUUGCAUGGACGACAUUUUCAGGGGCAUUUCAAACCGGCUCGCUUUAUGCUUUGCCGACGUCAUCCGUUGUCUUCAACGUCUUCGUCAACAUUGCCGAGUACCUCUUCUUUACGGCGCUGUGCUUUUAUAUCGCCAACCCUCCGCUUUGGGCAGUCAAGCAUGUCAACAUCCAUGUUGCCGACUCGAAGCUGGGAUCGAAGCUUCCACCAGCCAUCAGAAGAGGGUUCACAGUGAAGAGAAUGCCGCGGGAUCAAACUAUCGCAGUGUGCUUCUGUGGUGCCGCAAAGACGACGAGCUUGGGCAUCCCGCUGAUUGCCGCGAUGUGGUCACAGAUGGACGACUUCACCAUCUCGGCUAUCCAGGUCCCAGUACUGCUAUACACGGUGGAGCAGGUAUUCGUCGCUCAAUUCUUUACCAUUUUCUUCAAGAAUUGGUUGGAGAAGGAGUCAAAGGCAGCUUCUGAUGUUGAGACAGCGGAUGGAGACCCACCAGUUGUGGACGUAGAUGGUUCAGGACAUCCAAGGAUUCCGGAAAAGGGCCGUGCAGAAGCAGGAAACGUAUAA
Microdochium trichocladiopsis is the source of this 1278-nucleotide messenger RNA. Its product is annotated as putative sodium bile acid cotransporter. Bases 1 to 1278 code for a protein of 425 amino acids. Gene Ontology annotation, cellular component: plasma membrane. The record is from RefSeq and is a predicted model, not a curated record. The transcript is spliced from 4 exons. Lineage: Eukaryota; Fungi; Ascomycota; Sordariomycetes; Xylariales; Microdochiaceae.